CACACCGACCACCACGCAGUGGCGAGCAAGCAAAAGCUAGGCACCAAGAUCAAGAAGCUGCGAGCAAGAUGGUGAACUUCAUCGAGGCGCAGAAGCCUCUCCUGUCUUGGCUGAUGAAAAUGGCCGGGCUCCGCCCCAUCGAGGUCGAGCUCGAGCCGGGCACCAACAUGCACUUCUGGGCGCCCAAGCACCACGUCGGCAAGAAGGGCACCACCAUCAGCCCGCUCGAGCCUGCCGCCACCGGCGCCAAGAAGCCCGGGAGGAAAGGGAGGAAGAAGAACCCCGAGUCGCGGCCCAACGUGGUCCUCAUCCACGGCUUCGCGGCCGAGGGCAACAUCACAUGGCAGUUCAACUUCGGCGUGCUCGUGUCGCGCUACAACGUCUACAUCCCGGACCUGAUGUUCUUCGGCAAGUCGUCGACAUCGAGCGGCGACAGGUCGCCGGAUUACCAGGCGGAGUGCGUGGCGGGGGCGCUGGCGCGGCUGGGAGUGGUGCGGUGCGAUGUGGUUGGGUUCAGCUACGGGGGCAUGGUGGCGUUCAAGCUGGCGGAGGCGCGUCCGGAGCUGGUGCGGUCCCUGUGCGUGUCCGGGUCGGUGGUGGCCAUGACGGACGCGGUGAACAGGGAGACCAUGGAGCGGCUCGGCGUGGGGUCGUCGGCGGAGCUGCUCAUGCCGGAGACGCUCAAGGGGCUCAAGGCGCUGCUCUCCAUCUCCAUGUAUAAGAGGAUGUGGUUCCCGGACAGGUUCUACAAGGACUACCUCAAGGUGAUGUUCACCAACAGGAAGGAGAGGAUGGAGCUUUUGCAGGGGCUGAUAAUCAGCAACUUGGAUGCCAAGAUCCCUACAUUCCAACAGAAAAUAAUGCUGCUCUGGGGCGAGGAGGACAAGAUCUUCGACAUGGAGCUUGCCAAGAAGAUGAAAGAGCAGCUGGGCGACAACUGCUAUCUGCACGGCAUCCCCAAGGGCGGCCACCUGCUCCACGUCGAGCGGCCGUGCGCCUACAACCGCCAGCUCCAGAGAUGGCUCGCCUACGUCAACUCCCCGCUGGAGGAAGGAGAGGCCAGCUGAUUGAUUCGUUCAUCGAUCCGUCCCAGAAGCAGCUUGCCCAGAGAGCAGCGCGGGGCUAUAUAUGUAUGUAUGCCCUGCUCCUGCAGGCCAUUCAGUUUCGUUGAUAUGGCGUGACCGUUUCAUGUUCUUGUUUGUGUUUCGCCGGAUUCGAAACGUCUCGCGUU
Phragmites australis (common reed) is the source of this 1231-nucleotide messenger RNA. RefSeq lists its product as uncharacterized. Bases 69 to 1067 code for a protein of 332 amino acids. The record is from RefSeq and is a predicted model, not a curated record. NCBI's taxonomy places the organism in Eukaryota, Viridiplantae, Streptophyta, Magnoliopsida, Poales, Poaceae. The transcript is spliced from 4 exons.